GUUUGCUGAGACCCAGAGAGAGAGACACACACAGAAAGAUAAAAAAAAAAACUUGAGUAGAGUGUUCCAUUCUAUCCCACUCCAAAGAGCUAGUUUGAAGAAAUGACUAAAGAUGAAGACUUUAAGCUCCUUAAGAUCCAGACAUUUACUCUCAGAGUGAACAUACACUGUGAUGGGUGUCAGCAGAAGGUGAAGAAACUGCUUCAGAGAACUGAAGGUGUUUAUCAAGUCAGCAUAGAUGCUGAUCAGCAGAAAGUCACAGUUUCUGGGGCUAUAGACUCUGCCACUUUGAUCAAGAAAUUAGUUAGAGCUGGGAAACAUUCUGAGGUUUGGUCACAGCAGAAGGCCAAUCAGAACCAAAAUCAGAAGCAAAAGAACACCAACUGCAUCAAGGAUAACAAAGGCCAAAAGCAGCAGGGUGCGGCCUUCGGAAACCAACAGCAGCAGAAGUUCCCCAAUUUCCUUUCUGAAGAGGAUAUUGACGACUUCUUGGACGAUGUGGAGGAGGAUGAAGAGGAUGAUCAGUUGAGGUUUCUGAGGCAGAAGGUAAACCAGCUCAGGCUACAAGCGAUUGAUGCAAAGAAAGGUGCUGCGGCUGCAGCUAAUCCAAACAAUAGUGUUAAGAUCACAAACAAUCACAAUGCUGGGAAGAAGGGAGCAAACCACCCAAAUCAGAAUGUGCAGGGCAUGAAGAUGAUCAAUCCAGGCGGUCUUGAUCCUAAAACCAUGGCAGCGUUGAACAUCAGCAACAUUGCUCAAUUGGGUGGUGGAAACAUCAAUUUGGGUGGAGAAGUCAAGAGGGGGAAUAACCAUGAUCUCAGCGACAUGAUGAAUUUGGCUGGCUUUCGUGGCAAUGGCGCCACAAAUGCUGCUUCCUCUGCUCAGUCUGCUGGUUUGGGUGGCAAUCCCUCUGCUAGUCUGGCAGCAAUUCAACAAGCGCUUCAGUCUCACCAAGCUCAAGCUGCAGCCAGUGGAUAUCAGGCUGCUCAAGCAGCUCCUGGAGGCUUUCCUGGUGGUGGUGGUUAUGCUACUGGCCAGUAUCCGCAGACCAUGAUGAUGAACACAAAUGGCUACGGCCAUCCAUCACAGAUGAUGAACAUGAAUAUGCAGCAGGCGAGGCAAGCAAUGCAGCAGCAGCCGCAACCUCAGAUGAUGUACCACAGGUCUCCAUUCAUUCCUCCUAGUACUACUGGUUAUUACCCCAACUAUGGUCCUAGUCCUAGUUUCGAUCUAUAUCCAUAUGGUGCUGAGCCUAACUACGGCGGCGGUGGUGAUGUCAACAAUGCAGCUCAUAUGUUCAGUGAUGAGAACACGAGCAGCUGUUCUAUCAUGUAAUUCUGAUCAUGUAGAAAUGAAGUGUACAGAGAAUGGUGUUUACUCACCCCUGCAUAACAUUCUCUGCUAGUGGAUGUUUAGUUAGUUGCUUUUGACCCUGUGGAAGGCAUCAUAUGGAUUAGAAUGUGGGUGGUAAUUGUUGGAGUGAGUCUCAUCACUUACCA
Argentina anserina (silverweed cinquefoil) is the source of this 1499-nucleotide messenger RNA. RefSeq names its product heavy metal-associated isoprenylated plant protein 37. The record is from RefSeq and is a predicted model, not a curated record. Bases 103 to 1335 code for a protein of 410 amino acids. Lineage: Eukaryota; Viridiplantae; Streptophyta; Magnoliopsida; Rosales; Rosaceae. Gene Ontology annotation, molecular function: metal ion binding. The transcript is spliced from 3 exons.